CAGUUUCGUCUAGCAUUUCAAAGUGUUCAGACCACAUAAAAAUUGCGGCUUUAAAAUGUCAAAUGAAGAAGAAAGGAAAAUAAAUUUCAUUCAGAAUAGCUUGCCGAAAUUAAUUCAAAGUCAUAAUGAAGAGUUUCGGGAUCAAAUAAUUGUAAGCUGCGAUGUAAGAGGAAAUGAACAAUUGGAUGGAUUUAUGUCGUCACUUUAUUUUUUGAAUAUGAGAAUGAAGUAUGCUGAUGGAAGUGGCACAAAGGUUUACAAGAUGAUCGUUAAAAUAAUGAAAGGUGAUGAGAAUUUUCGUAAUGAGACAAAUGCAGCUGCUUUAUGCCUGAAUGAGCUUCACAUAUACCGAGAUGUUAUUCCAUAUUUUCAAAAGUUUCUUGUAGACAUAAACAUCAAAGCUUUUGAUCCACACCAAUGGGUACCGAAAGUUUAUUUUGCGGAUGCUAAAAUCAUCGAGGAACUUGGUGACAAUGAGGAAACAAUUUUAGUGAUGGAAAAUUUGACACCGAAGCAUUUUCGUAUGGGUCCACGUGUUGAUCUUGAUGAGCCUCAUUUAGAACUUAUGGCGAAGCUAAUUGCUUCAUAUCAUGCUGUAUCAUAUGCUAUGAGAAUCAAUCAAGAUCCAAUGUUGGAAAAACUUGUGAAAGGAUUAAUUCCAUACUCAUUUUUCGCAUCUGAUGGCAGCGUUCUUGAUGCUCAACAGACAUUUUACAAAACUGGACUAAAGAGAGUCUUCAAUUGUGUCAUUAAGGACGAAAAACUUCAUGCAAACAAAAAAUUCAUUCAAGAUGUAAAAAAUUUAAAAAAAGUUGCAUUUGAGCAUCCAUUGAAAUUUAUGGAAAGCUUCUUAGCCAAGGAUGAAGUAUUUUCGAUAAUUCUUCAUGGUGAUUACAACCGCAAUAAUGUCUUAUUUCAUUAUAUGGAACCAGAUGGCUAUGAUGAGCCAACAGACAUAAGAAUGAUUGAUUUCCAAGAAGUAAGGUAUGGCACACCAGCAAUUGAUAUUGCAUUCUUCAUGUACAUGAACAUGCCUGGAGCACUACGUGAAGAGUAUUGGGACAAAUUACUUAAAAUUUACCAUAAAACUCUCACCAAAUGUCUGAGAGAAAUUCUCAACUGCUACAAAGAUGAUCCUCGCCUCAAACCUUACGAUUAUGACAACUUCAUUGCUCAUUUUAACGAAAAUGCUCUCUAUGGAGCUGUUGUUGCCAUGGUUUUUAUUCCAAUGAUGGCAUGUCCAGAGGACGAAUGUGCAAGAUUAACAGAACUUUAUGACAAUGACUUUUUAAGUAAGGAACUUGAAGAAUUAACGCUAAGUUGCGGUGGCAGAAAUGUUGAUAAUAGAAUUAUUGAAAUUUUACAGCAUGCCAGUAAGAAAGGAUAUUUAGACAUUUUAAAGUAAUUAUGUAUUUAUAUGUAGAAUGUUUUCGAGAAUGUUUUGCAUAGCAAAUUCUCGGAUUAGUUUCUGUUGCCUUAGGAU
This is a messenger RNA of Chironomus riparius, 1483 nucleotides long. The record is from the annotation of a GenBank genome assembly. NCBI's taxonomy places the organism in Eukaryota, Metazoa, Arthropoda, Insecta, Diptera, Chironomidae.